Molecule: messenger RNA, 553 nt
Organism: Cucurbita maxima (winter squash)
Lineage: Eukaryota; Viridiplantae; Streptophyta; Magnoliopsida; Cucurbitales; Cucurbitaceae
Product: pectinesterase inhibitor-like
Exons: 2
Coding region: 1-546 (181 amino acids)
Biological process (GO): negative regulation of catalytic activity
Molecular function (GO): pectinesterase inhibitor activity
Source: RefSeq, a predicted model, not a curated record
AUGGCAUAUUCUAGUUUUCUUGUAGUCUCCUCUCUUUUAGCUUUCCUUUCACUUCUCUUCUUCAAUGGGGUCGUGUCCAUUCAUGCUGCUUCCCCAGAUGACGCCACUUCCACCAUCUGCAAGAAAGCUACAAAUCCUUCUUUUUGCUUUAACGUCUUGAAAUCUGUUGGCACCACAGACCUAAAAGGACUGGCCAUCUUCACCCUCAACCUCGCCCACGACAAGACUAUUGGAAACCGUGCCCUCGCCCAGUCCCUAGCGUCCAAGGUCGCGGAUCCCGAGCUUAAGGACCGCUAUGACACUUGUGUCGAACGCUACAACGAUGCCGUCAAGGACAUCGAGGGUGCGAAGGGCUACUUGGGGAAAGGUGACUACAAUGGCCUUAACAUUAAGGCGUCUGCCACCAUGACGGAGGCCGGCGACUGUCUAGACAGCUUCACACAGCCGCUGAAGGACCCAUCGGCGCUGUCGGGCAACGGGGAGGCUAUGGAAAAUAUUUGUAGUAUCAUCUUGGUUAUAGCCAAUCUUAUUCUUGGGCUUGCCUAACUCCUUU